Molecule: messenger RNA, 399 nt
Organism: Caenorhabditis remanei
Lineage: Eukaryota; Metazoa; Nematoda; Chromadorea; Rhabditida; Rhabditidae
Exons: 3
Coding region: 1-399 (132 amino acids)
Biological process (GO): cilium assembly; microtubule-based process
Cellular component (GO): cytoplasmic dynein complex
Molecular function (GO): dynein intermediate chain binding; dynein light intermediate chain binding
Source: RefSeq, a predicted model, not a curated record
AUGAUGAAAAUCAAUGGAUUCGGUAAAAAGAUGGCUGCGAAACAGUUGAGAACGAAAUUUGAAAGACAAGACUCGUGUGAUGAGACGCAUUUUGAUGAAUUAAAAGAAUCGCGUAAAUGGCGUGAACCACCAGAGAAGGCUCUUCGUUUCGAGAAUCUCAUAAUUCAAGAGACAAAUCUCCCAUUGGAACAAAUUGAAGAAUCGAAGAAGAUGUUGGGUGAUGCAUUGCAGUUAUGUGGCAUUGAGAAUGAAAUUGCCAGUUUCAUGAAGAGGAAAUUUGAUGCCAAAUAUGGCGGACAUUGGCAAUGCAUAGUCGGAAGAAACUUCGGAAGUCACUUGGAUCCAAUUCAAUUCAUUCAUUUCACUGUUUCAAAGAUUUCAGUUAUUCUGUUCAGAUGA